Equus quagga is the source of this 753-nucleotide messenger RNA. RefSeq names its product BPI fold containing family A member 1 (gene BPIFA1). NCBI's taxonomy places the organism in Eukaryota, Metazoa, Chordata, Mammalia, Perissodactyla, Equidae. Gene Ontology annotation, biological process: antimicrobial humoral immune response mediated by antimicrobial peptide; innate immune response; antibacterial humoral response. The transcript has 7 exons. Gene Ontology annotation, molecular function: lipid binding. The record is from RefSeq and is a predicted model, not a curated record. Bases 1 to 753 code for a protein of 250 amino acids.
AUGUUUCAAAUUAGUGGCCUCAUGGUCUUCUGUGGGCUGCUGGCCCAGGCUACUGCCUUGCUGGGAGCUCUGCCAGCACCCCUGGACCCAACCCUGCCCUUGGCUGUGACUCCAGACCUGGACCUGAGUCUCACAGAUUUUGCUGGAAGCUUGACUAGUGCUCUCAGCAAUGGCUUGCUCUCUGAGGGUCUGUUGGGCAGUCUCGAAAAGCUUCCACUCUCGGAUGCACUGAAGACUGAAGGAAUCACUUCCAGAGGCCUGUUUAGGGGCCUGCUUGGGAGAAUGGCUUCAGCAAUGCCUUUCCUGAACACCAUUGAUGUGAAGAUCACUAAUCCCCAGAUGCAGGAUCUUGGCCUUGUCCAGAGCCCUCACGGCCGUCGCCUCUACAUCACCAUCCCUCUGCUCAUGAGACUCAAUGUGAAUGUGCCCCUGAUUGGAAGUCUGUUAAAGCUGGCUGUGAAGCUAAAUAUCAGUGCAGACAUCUUACCUUCGAAAGAUGAACAGCAGAACAUCUACAUGGUCCUUGGCAGCUGCACUCACUCCCCUGGCAGCCUGGAAAUCUCCGUGCUUGAAAGAUUUGUCCCCGUCCCCUUUAAAAGCCUUUUCAAAAGCCUCAGCAAGAUCCUUCCUGGGCUGGUGAAGGACAAGGUAUGCCCUCUCCUCAAAGAGGUUCUCAGAAGCUUGGACACCACCCUGUUGGAGGCCACUGUUGAUACGAUGUUCUAUGGGCUGGAAUUUGCCACUAAGGUCUAG